Molecule: messenger RNA, 2787 nt
Organism: Molossus molossus (Pallas's mastiff bat)
Lineage: Eukaryota; Metazoa; Chordata; Mammalia; Chiroptera; Molossidae
Gene: TRPV4
Product: transient receptor potential cation channel subfamily V member 4
Exons: 16
Coding region: 84-2702 (872 amino acids)
Biological process (GO): osmosensory signaling pathway; calcium ion import across plasma membrane; actin filament organization
Cellular component (GO): membrane; cilium
Molecular function (GO): calcium channel activity; protein binding
Source: RefSeq, a predicted model, not a curated record
GGGAUUCAGGAAGCGCCCCGCUCCUGGCCGCCGGCGCCGCGCGGUCCCGGAGGCCCAGCAGUGCAGCCGGGUCCGGGGUCAGCAUGGCGGAUCCCAGCGAAGGCCCCCGCACGGGAGCUGGGGAUGUGGCCGAGCCCCCCGGGGAGGAGAGCGGCACCCCUGGUGGGGAGGCCUUCCCCCUCUCUUCGCUGGCCAACCUGUUUGAGGGGGAGGACGGAUCCCCCUCGCCCUCACUGGCGGCUGAUGCUGGUCGCCCCACCAGUGCAGGCGAUGGGCGACCCAACCUGCGCAUGAAGUUCCAGGGCGCCUUCCGCAAGGGGGUGCCCAACCCCAUUGACCUGCUGGAGUCCACCCUGUACGAGUCCUCGGUGGUGCCCGGGCCCAAGAAGGCACCCAUGGAUUCGCUCUUUGACUACGGCACCUAUCGUCACCACCCCAGUGACAACAAGCGGUGGAGGAGGAAGGUCUUGGAGAAGCAGCCACAGAGCCCCAAAGCUCCUGCGCCCCAACCGCCCCCCAUCCUCAAAGUCUUCAACCGGCCCAUCCUCUUUGACAUCGUGUCCCGGGGCUCCACCGCUGACCUGGACGGACUGCUCCCCUUCUUGCUGACCCACAAGAAGCGCCUGACUGAUGAAGAGUUUCGGGAGCCGUCCACAGGGAAGACCUGCCUGCCCAAGGCCCUACUAAACUUGAACAAUGGCCGUAACGACACCAUCCCCUUGCUUCUGGACAUCGCCGAGCGCACUGGCAACAUGCGAGAGUUCAUCAACUCGCCCUUCCGGGACAUCUACUACCGAGGUCAGACCGCCUUGCACAUCGCCAUCGAGCGCCGCUGCAAACACUACGUGGAGCUCCUCGUGGCCCAGGGAGCCGACGUCCACGCUCAGGCCCGGGGGCGCUUCUUCCAGCCCAAGGACGAGGGGGGCUACUUCUACUUUGGUGAGCUGCCCCUGUCGCUGGCUGCCUGCACCAACCAGCCCCACAUCGUCAACUACCUGACGGAGAACCCCCACAAGAAGGCGGACAUGCGGCGGCAGGACUCCCGCGGCAACACCGUGCUGCACGCGCUGGUGGCCAUCGCCGACAACACCCGCGAGAACACCAAGUUCGUCACCAAGAUGUACGACCUCCUGCUGCUCAAGUGUGCCCGCCUCUUCCCUGACAGCAACCUGGAGGCUGUGCUGAACAACGAUGGCCUCUCGCCCCUCAUGAUGGCUGCCAAGACGGGCAAGAUUGGGGUCUUUCAGCACAUCAUCCGACGGGAGGUGACGGAUGAGGACACCAGACACCUGUCUCGCAAGUUCAAGGACUGGGCCUACGGACCCGUGUAUUCCUCGCUCUAUGACCUCUCCUCCCUGGAUACAUGCGGGGAAGAGGCCUCCGUGCUGGAGAUCCUCGUGUACAACAGCAAGAUCGAGAACCGCCACGAGAUGCUGGCAGUGGAGCCGAUCAACGAGCUGCUGCGUGACAAGUGGCGGAAGUUCGGGGCUGUCUCCUUCUACAUCAACGUGGUCUCCUAUCUGUGUGCCAUGGUCAUCUUCACCCUGACUGCCUACUACCAGCCACUGGAGGGCACCCCGCCAUACCCUUAUCGCACCACGGUGGACUACCUGAGGCUGGCUGGGGAGAUCAUCACGCUCUUCACCGGGGUCCUGUUCUUCUUCACCAAUAUCAAAGACCUGUUCAUGAAGAAGUGCCCGGGGGUGAAUUCUCUCUUCAUUGAUGGCUCCUUCCAGCUACUCUACUUCAUCUACUCCGUGCUGGUGAUUGUCUCUGCGGCCCUCUACCUGGCGGGGAUCGAGGCUUACCUGGCCGUCAUGGUCUUUGCCUUGGUCCUGGGCUGGAUGAACGCCCUGUACUUCACGCGUGGGCUGAAACUCACGGGGACUUACAGCAUCAUGAUCCAGAAGAUCCUCUUCAAAGACCUGUUCCGCUUCCUGCUAGUCUACUUGCUGUUCAUGAUCGGCUACGCUUCAGCCCUGGUAUCCCUACUGAACCCGUGCGCCAACAUGAAGGCGUGCGACGAGGACCACACCAACUGCACGGCGCCCACGUACCCCUCGUGCCGCGACAGCGACACUUUCAGCACCUUCCUCCUGGACCUCUUCAAGCUGACCAUCGGCAUGGGCGACCUGGAGAUGCUGAGCAGCACCAAGUACCCUGUGGUGUUCAUCAUCCUGCUGGUCACCUACAUCAUCCUCACCUUCGUGCUGCUCCUCAACAUGCUCAUCGCCCUCAUGGGGGAGACGGUGGGCCAGGUCUCCAAGGAGAGCAAGCACAUCUGGAAGCUGCAGUGGGCCACCACCAUCCUGGACAUCGAGCGCUCCUUCCCCGUGUUCCUGAGGAAGGCCUUCCGCUCCGGCGAAAUGGUGACCGUGGGCAAGAGCUCGGACGGCACCCCAGACCGCAGGUGGUGCUUCAGGGUGGACGAGGUGAACUGGUCCCACUGGAACCAGAACUUGGGCAUCAUUAACGAGGACCCAGGCAAGAACGAGAACUACCAGUAUUACGGCUUCUCGCACACUGUGGGCCGCCUCCGGAGGGAUCGCUGGUCCUCGGUGGUGCCGCGCGUGGUAGAACUGAACAAAAACUCGAACCCAGAUGAGGUGGUGGUGCCUCUGGACAACAUGGGGAACCCCGGCUGCGACGGCCACCAGCAGGGCUACCCCCCCAAAUGGAGGACUGACGACGCACCCCUCUAGGGGCAGCAGGCUGGGGCACAGUCUCCAGCCUGGAGCCCACUGCAACCCCUCCGCCCACCCAUUUCUAGUCCACCUGCAUUUCAGC